This is a messenger RNA of Brassica oleracea var. oleracea, 1679 nucleotides long. RefSeq names its product protein PHR1-LIKE 1-like. The record is from RefSeq and is a predicted model, not a curated record. The coding region runs from base 227 to 1510 and encodes 427 amino acids. Lineage: Eukaryota; Viridiplantae; Streptophyta; Magnoliopsida; Brassicales; Brassicaceae. The transcript has 8 exons. Gene Ontology annotation, molecular function: DNA binding; DNA-binding transcription factor activity.
CCUUCAAGCCAUCUCUUCUUCUCUUGCUUUCUGAUUCCUUCAGAUAAAACUUCAUCACCCGCUCCUCUUUCAAGGCAUGUGUUUCCUCUAAUUCUUUGUUCUUAUUUUCACAGAGAAAGUUUCCGCUUCUGAUGUCACAUUUGGGGAUCAUUCCUCGAAAGUGUUGAAACAGGAGUUGCGCAAAGUACAAGACUUUAUCAUCCUGUCAGCUACUUGAAGCAAAACCAUGAACAGUCAUAGGCUUGUCUCAACGGCACAAGACGAAUGCAAUAAAGGACUUCAUCAACCUUGCUCGUCUUCACUAUCUCCGGUCCAUAACUUUCUAAAUCUCCAGCCAGAAAACAGAAACUCUCCAUUCAUACGAUCACAAUCUCCAGAUUCACCAUGGCCAAAGAACAGUCCUCAAGGCACAUUCUCACGGUCCUCCACCUUCUGCACAAAUCUUUACAUAUCAUCAUCUUCAACCUCGGAUGCUCAUAAACAUCUAGGAAACACUCUUCCUUUCCUCCCUGACCCCUCCACUAAUAUCCAGCCUCCUUCUGGUGUAGAAUCUGCAAGAUCUCCAUCUAUCUUCAGUGAAGAUAUGAGCAAUCCAGUUGAUGGAGACAACACCCUUGUCAAAGACUUCUUUAAUCUCUCCGGUGAUGCUUGCUCUGAUAGAGCCUUUCAUGAUCUUGACUGUUCAAAUGACAGCUACUGCUUAUCAGAUCAAAUGGAGUUGCAGUUCCUGUCUGAUGAACUUGAGCUUGCCAUCACAGACCGCUCCGAAACUCCUAGGCUUGAUGAGAUCUAUGAAACGCCAUUGGCUUCUUCAUCAAAUCCAGUGACUGGAAUGAGUCAAAGCCAAAGAUGCGUCACUGGAGCAGUGUCCACUGGUUCAGCAGCAGCAUCAAACCACAAGCCGAGAAUGAGAUGGACCCCUGAGCUUCACGAGAGCUUCUUAAAGUCUGUGGACAAGCUUGAAGGCCCUGAAAAGGCUACUCCCAAGGCUGUUCUGAAGCUCAUGAAUGUUGAGGGCUUGACGAUCUAUCAUGUAAAAAGCCACUUACAGAAGUAUAGACUAGCCAAGCAUAUUCCAGAGAAAAAAGAAGAGAAAAAGAAUGUUAACACAGAAGAGAAGAAACUGGCUCUGAGUAAUAGUGAAGCUGUUGAGAGAAAGAAAGGGGCAAUGCAGUUAACUGAAGCUCUGCGUAUGCAGAUGGAAGUUCAAAAACAAUUGCAUGAACAGCUCGAGGUGCAAAGGGUGCUUCAGCUACGAAUAGAAGAGCAUGCUAAGUACUUGGAAAAGAUGUUGGAAGAGCAACGCAAAACCGGAAUGCUUAUGUCUUCUUCUUCUUCCUCUUCUCAGACACUAUUGUCAGAUUGUCAAAACAUGUCCAAAACCGAAGUAUCUUCUCUGUCUCAGCCAAAGAACAUAGCUUCCGAAACCGAAGAUGAUAAAUGUGAAUCCCCUCAGAAACGUCGCAGGGUUGAGAACAACACUGAAUCUGAAGAUCCUCCUGAGAGAUAGCAAGCAGGUGGUCACACUCAAAAGUAGAUGUUUGUAAUGUAGUAUCUUGAGGAUGUUCCCUUUUAUUUGCUUGCUGAAUUCAAGUUGUUUAAGGAUUCUUUUAAGUCUACUUUAAUGACAAACAUAUACACUCAAGAUUGCAAUAUUAAAAGGGUGAUUAGAAGCCUCA